AUGAGUGACACCCUGAAUUGGGACGCCUUGUCGGACAAGUGCAGGCAGGAGUUCGAACACAAACUCGACAAUCUCACCUGGAAGAUCGAAACGCAAGAGGGCAGCACGGUGGUGUGCAGGAGCGUGCAUGACGGGGUGACUGUGUGGAAGUGCGAGGCCAUCCUGGACGCGCCCAAGACGGAGACCUCGCCGUCGGCGGCCGUGCAGACGGUGUUCGAGGCCUACUAUGAGUGGGUGCACCGCUUGCAGUGGGACAAGGCCUUCCACCCCGACAGCGGGCAGGUGCUGCAGCUGGCCGACCGCCGCACGCUCGACUACAGCCGCACGCUGCCGGCGCUGGGCGGCGUCAUCUCGCCUCGCGACUUUGUGGACCUCAGGGAGUGGGCGUGGGCCGACGACGCCCACACUGUCAUCUCGGCCUGGGGCGCCAGUGUGACGCACAAGGACAGGCCCGAGGCCAGGGGCGUGGUCCGGGGCCACAACUACCCGUGCGGCACUCGCGUGAUGGUGCCCGCGGGCGGCAGCGAGGAGGACUCCGGCGGCGCUGUCCAUGUGACGCUCCUGUGGCAAUCGGACAUCAAGGGCUGGGUGCCCGCGCGAGCGGUCGAUCAGGCCAUGGGCCAGCAGAUGCUCAUGACCAUCACCGGGCUCCGCGCCUACCUCGCCGCCCGUGCUUGA
Acanthamoeba castellanii str. Neff is the source of this 678-nucleotide messenger RNA. Its product is annotated as START domain containing protein. The transcript has 2 exons. Lineage: Eukaryota; Discosea; Longamoebia; Acanthamoebidae. The record is from RefSeq and is a predicted model, not a curated record. The coding region runs from base 1 to 678 and encodes 225 amino acids. Gene Ontology annotation, molecular function: lipid binding.